Molecule: messenger RNA, 636 nt
Organism: Oikopleura dioica
Lineage: Eukaryota; Metazoa; Chordata; Appendicularia; Copelata; Oikopleuridae
Source: the annotation of a GenBank genome assembly
AUGAAGGCGGAUAUCGAAACUGUAGAAUCUGAGGAUGCAAAGAAACUGAAAAUACGCGAAGAAAAACUUUGCGAAAAAGAAAGAAUCAUCGCCAAAGAACGAGCAGAAUUUGAAAAUGAAAAGGCGAAUUUCAAAGGUUCGCGGGCGGCAAGAGAGGGAUCACAAGAAUCGCCUGGAAUGACUCUAGAACUGCAGAAUGCCUUGGAAGAGUGCGUAGUUCUGCGACAGGAGAAACAGACACUGCUUGAACGAUGUAACAAACUGUCGCAUGAGCUAAAGCGAGCGACCCGAUCGCUAGAAAACGGGGCAGCGGCUUCCGAAGAAAAGGACCGUCCAUUGAGUGCCGUUGAGAAUCUCCAGUACGAGCUCACGAAAAAGCAGCUCGGAUUAGUAGCUUUGGAACGUCACCGCGUUCCAUAUAAUCCGACUGAAUACACUGGCUCUGCUUGCGAUUUGCCUACUCACGAAAACUCUUUUCUCGAUUCAGAAGUUGUUUCUCUUUCUUCCCUGCCAAAUACUGAGCUAUCACAGUUCGAAGCAGAAGAUGUUCCCGUCAAGCUGCCUUCUCGCAAGCAAUUCAAACGACCACUGCCAAGGCAACCUAUCAACUACAAUUCCCUCAAACCAACCACUUGA